AUGAUAUUGCAUCAAGACAAAUCACUGGAUAAAAUAAAAGGCGAUAUAAAGUAUAAACUAGAAGAAACAAUGUGCUUAAUACUGGUGACACAAGGGAUGAUUUUUGAUAUAGAAGACAUACUAGAGGAAAUACAUGUGAUAGAAGAUAAAAUAAAAGCCAGAUCGGAUAUAGAAAAUCCAUAUGACUCAUCAGAUAUACCUGAAACUAUUACAAAAGUAAAAAGUGACCUAAAAAAUGCAAACAGACUAAUCAUAGACUACUUUAAUGCAGCUAGUUCAUUUAUUUUAAAGAUAGAUCAAAAAAGGCAUCUAUUGGAAAACACAGAAUUCACUCAAGAUAUAGAAAAUAUUAAUAUUCUAAUUAAUGAGAUUGAAAACAACUUAUAUAAAAAUAUAUUUAAUAACAAAGCAGCGCUAACUGACUUAAAAACACAAAUGCAGGAAAGACUGCGCAAUACUAAGAUAAAGUUAGGAAAUAUUAUCCAAGUAGUAAUGGGUAUGGUGUGUAUACUUAUAUGUAUAUCUGGUAUAGUGGCAGUGUCUAUGAUAGAAUACAUUUAAAUUGAAAAAUGUACAGCAAUAAUACACAGGAGAAAUGUAGGCAGUGGCUUAUAAUAUAUAGCAUAAACCUACUGCACAACAAUGUAUUAUCAGAGCAGAUCAAAAUUUCGGGU
Molecule: messenger RNA, 674 nt
Organism: Nematocida parisii ERTm1
Lineage: Eukaryota; Fungi; Microsporidia
Exons: 1
Coding region: 1-561 (186 amino acids)
Source: RefSeq, a predicted model, not a curated record